Rubroshorea leprosula is the source of this 6118-nucleotide messenger RNA. The record is from the annotation of a GenBank genome assembly. NCBI's taxonomy places the organism in Eukaryota, Viridiplantae, Streptophyta, Magnoliopsida, Malvales, Dipterocarpaceae.
AUCCCACCUAUGAGGCUAGGCGUCAUGUGUUUAAGGUACAAAAGGGGCAUUUUACUUCAUUAAUCUUCGUUUGCGCAUAUGGCAGCUUAUUUUUGCACACUUAAUAAGGAUACAACUAGACAACGGAAAAGACUUGGGGAAGAUGUCACAUCUCAUUCUACUGCUAACAAGGCUAAGGAGUUAGUCUUUUCAGUCGAUACCUCCAAACCUGACUUGAAGUUGCUGAAAGAGGCAUAUGGCUUGUUGUCCUCUAGAGAGAAGCAUGACUUUGAGGUCCAAUUUUGGUGCAUCGGGGAUCUAUUAUCAGUGGUGUCGGAUUGGAACUUGUUUCGAGCUAUGUUGAAAUUCUAUGUCCCUCAAUAUCAAGCUUUUGUGUUCCCACAGUUUGAGUUGGUACCCACCAUUGAUGAGUAUCAUCACUUCCUGCGGUGUAGUCCUACGGUGGAUUCUUUUACCUUCACUCCUCAAGCACAACAUUUGAAGUUCACACUAGAAAAAGUUCAAGAAAUGUUGCAAGCUAUGUGGAGGAAUUUAUGGCAUGGUGAUCUUCCCUAUCUAUGUCAAGACCAUUGCACCUAUGUUGGUAGCUUUUUUGAGCAAUUGUUGCACACUUCGGCAUUUAAUCCUGCUUCUAUAGUGGUAACUAGAACUUUGUGGGCUAUGAAAGAAAUUCGGGCUAAAAGAUCCAGCCGCUUCUCGAGUUGCAUUGAUUUGUUCACUGCAUGGGCACAUGGUCACUUGAAGGGUCCUCAAUUUGAAGCUUUAUUCAGCAUUCCUGUGAAAGAUAGAAAGACGGAGAAUUGGCAUCGAUCACUUCUAGCAGCAAUUGUUAAUGAUGUCGGAUUUGUUCUCCCGACUUGGAAUGCUACUCAAUAUCUUGCUACACUCGAGGGACAUCACUCUAUUCCUUUGUUGGGUAUUCAUGGAGGGGUUACAUAUUCAAUGGAGUUGGCAUCUUGUCAGUUUGGAAAAGCACAAAGCAUUCUCUAUCUUGAUGACACAUUACAGUCACACUUUGAUUACAUGUCUUCCCCAGCAAUUGUAUCUAAAGCGCAUGAGGUGUGGGAGAAAUGUAGGAUGCUACCUAUAUGGAAAGAGAAUGGGACUAGACCUCAAUAUGAGCAAUGGAGAUCGAGUUGGAUAGCUAAGCUUUCUUUGCCAUGGGAGGUGACAAAUACAAAAAACUCCAUCAUCAUGUACUUAACCACUAAGUUGAAACCUAGCCAUGCUCAAAGAUGUCAGUUGCUAGAAAAGUAUGAUGAGUUAGCUCUUAAUCAUGAAUUGCUUAAAAGAGGGAAGGAGUUGUCCGAUCAACAAGUGGUAAAAGGUCUUCUAAUCAUAGCUCCAAGGCGAAAGUUCUUCAAAAAGCGGCGUUCUCCGUAUUUGCUCAGAUCUAGAGUUAUCAAAAUGUCUGAGGAAAAUGCUGCUACUAAUCUAGAAAAAUCAGUCGUUGAUGAGAGGGUUGAUAAGUUGGAAGCUACAGUGCAAACUAUGGCUGCUACUCUUCAGACCAUCAGUCUCACUUUGUCCACUUUGACUACUGGUUCGGUUCCUUCACCUGCAUCUUUAAUACUCACAAUACUAGUCCCACCUGUCCCUACCAUCACACCAAGUAAUCAUGCUAAGGAUCCCAUAGUCACACAAUUGCAAUUUCCACCUAUUUAUGAGAAUCAACCUUUAGUAGGGGAGUCAUCUUCACAUGCUCCACAAAUAUCAUCUUUGCCCUUUGAAGCCUCAUACCCACCAUUUGAGAUAAAUAACCCUACCUUGCCCAUAACCUCACCUCUUACCCUUAGCAUACCACCCUUGAUGGGACAAGUGCCAGCUAUUCAACCCAACCCCUCGAUUGUGAUGCUAAGGCCUGCUUUAAAAGAUGGGAAGUCAAGAGAGACAAAUUUCAAGUUCAAGCAGCCAGAUUUUGACAAGUAUGAUGGUUCAGGUUGUCCUUAUGUCCACCUGCAAAUGUAUGCUAGGAAGAUGGCUCCUUAUGCCAAUGAUGAGAGGGUGUUCAUUCAUUAUUUUCAAGACAAUCUCUCAGGUCCAACAAGUGUUUGGUUUUCAACACUUGACAAGAAGAAUAUUCACACUUUCAAAGAUGUGUCUCAAGCUUUAAUGAAGCAAUAUGAGUAUAAUAUGAAUUUGGCCCCUACAAGAGAUGGCUUGCAGAAAAUUACCAAGAAGAGUAAUGAGACUUUCAAAGAAUUUGCUCAAAGGUGGAGAUCUGAAGCAGCCAAAGUCAUUCCACCUCUUACCAACAGUGAAAUCUGCUCUCUUUUUAUCAAGUCAACUACCGGGACCUUCUGUGCAUGGCCAGCUCCUUGUGUCGGAUAUCCUUUUGCUCAACUAGUGAUAGUGGGUGAACAGAUUGAGGAGGGACUAAAGGCAGGUAUGAUUAUGGACUUUCAAACUAUCCAGAGGUCGAGACAGUUCACCAAGCUUCCAAUCCCUUAUAGUGAAGUGCUGAAACAGUUAGUGGCAGUGGGUUUGAUGCAGACAGUGCAAGCGAACCCUGUGCAACCACCUUAUCCUUACGGGUAUGAUCCACAAGCUAAAUAUCUCAUCGAUGAAGGAAAACUCCAACUUGAUGAAACUAAGAGUGUUCCAAACAUCACUCAGAAUCCUUUACCUCCACAUGGUGCACCCACCAUGAAUAUAAUUGCCCUUGAUGAAGUUGAUAGACCCGUAUUGGAGAAUGCUGGAUCAUGGUCUCUUAAUGAAUUAUUUGUCGUUUUGAUAGAGUAUGAUAUAAUUCAGCCGAUUGCACAAAGAAGCUUGAAUGUUCUGCCAAUGAUGAUUGAUGAUGCUGUGACAUGUCCUUACCAUUCCAAUAUGAAGGGGCAUGCUUUUGAGUCACUUGUGGGAAAGACAUCAUUUGUGGUUAUGCCUCAAUGCUCUACCAUCUUGAAUUCCAUAGCCAAUGAUGUGUCUAAUAUGAACCGCAGUGGUCGGUGCUAUGUGAGUCCUGAAGUGGGAGAAUCGAGAAGGGCUUCCUUGAAAUCAAAAGAUAUCGGAAUUGAAGAGAUGCCAGAAGAAUCACCCAAGAAGUUAGUGUCAGAAAAUGAAGUUGCAGAAUUUCUGAAUAUUUUGAGAAAGAAUGAUGAGAUUCCCAAUGAAGGAAAUGGACAUACUAAAGCUCUCCAUAUUUCGGCCCAAUGUAAGAUGAUGAAUGUGCCUCAUGUGUUGAUCGACAAUGGGUCGGCUUUGAAUGUGAUUCCUAUGACUGUUUUGAAGCAGUUGAAAGUGGAUGAGUCUCACAUUAAUCAGUGCAAUACAGUGGUUCGUGCUUUUGACAGAACAAAGAGGAACGUGGUUGGAAAGAUUGAGCUUCUAGUGGAAAUUGGCCCUGUCACUUUUGAUGUGGAUUUCUUUGUUAUGGACAUUUCUCCUGCUUUUAAUAUGCUUCUUGGGAGGCCUUGGAUGCAUGUUAUCGGAGCAGUACCAUCCACCUUGCAUCAGAAAGUCAAAUACAUUGUCAAUGGUGUUCUUGUCACGUGUGCUGCUGCUUCUUAUAUACAUCCAAAGUUCAGAGGGAAAUGGGCUGAAAUGGCUAAACUUGCUAGGGUUGCUACUAAGAUCAUGCUUGCAUGUCAUUACCAAUUGGGAGAGGGUUUGGGAUUGAAUGGACAAGGAAUUCUCGAGCCUAUUCAGGUAAUUGAAGCUUGGGGCAGUUUUGGCUUGGGGUAUAAGCCGAAGAAGGAAGAUUGGCAGAGAAUGCAUGCUAUUAAAGCAGAGAAGCGCCUUGCUAAACUUCAAGGGAAAGAUCCAAGGGAUGAACCAAUAUUGCUUGAAAUUGGGGAAUGUUCAAAACAAGCAAAGUUUGAGGAAGUAGUUGUGGAAGAUAUCACUGAUCAAGUUUGUUCUGAUAAUGAGGAAGACAGUUUUGGUUUUAACAACCUCUUUGGGCCAGCCAACAUGAUAGAUCCUAAGGAAAAGUGGAGAAGGAUGCUCGUUGAAAGCGCAUUUAUGGAGAAGCACCCCAACUUCCAUCUUGUUCAUCAUGCGAAAGCUCCAAUGGGAUCACAUGAGUCUGUGCUACUUGAAACAGUGAAAGAAGAAUUGUUAUAUGACUCGUGGGGAAAUUUGACUGUAAAUGCUCUAGAUGAGGAGGAACUUGAAUUUGAUAAGGGAAUUUCUCUGGUUAAUGGAAGCUCUCAGGCUAAUUGGAUAGCUCAAGCAAAGCUAAGAAGGAUGAAGCCAGAGGUUCUGUUGAAGGUCAAAGAAGAAGUGCAAAAGCUACUAGAUGUCAAUUUCAUUGAAGUAGUUAUGUAUUCGGGAUGGGUGGCCAAUAUUGUUCCUGUAAUGAAAAAGGAUGGUCGAGUUAGAGUCUGUGUGGAUUAUAGAGACUUGAACAAAGCAAGCCCCAAGGAUGAUUUCCCAUUACCUCACAUCCAAAUUCUGCUAGAUAAUGCCGCCAAAAAUGCUCGAUUUUCUUUUGUUGAUGGCUACUCUGGAAAAGACAACCCUCAUACCGGGAAUGACCAAUGCCAACAAGCCUUUGACAAAAUCAAAGAACACCUAAAAAACCCACCAAUCCUUGUGCCACCAACUGAUAAAAGGCCUUUCAUCCUAUAUAUCACUGUCCUUGAAGAAUCCAUGGGAGCAGUCCUUGUCCAACAUGAUGACUUAGGCAAGAAAGAAAGAGUCAUCUAUUAUCUGAGCAAGAAGUUCAAUGAUUGUGAAAGUAAAUACUCACCCUUAGAAACAACUUGCUGUGCCUUAGCUUGGACAUCCAAGAAACUUCGCCACUACAUGUUAACCAACACCACUUACUUACUUUCAAGAAUGGAUCCCAUAAAAUUCAUUUUUGAAAAACCUACCCUUUCUGGAAGGAUCUCUCGGUGGCAUAUGCUGCUUUUUGAAUUUGAUAUUGUUUACACAACACAAAAGACCAUCAAAGGGCAAGCAAUUGUGGAUCAUUUAGCCGAACACGCGGCAGAGGAUUAUGAGCCUAUUGAUUGGGAUUUUCCUGAUGAGGAAAUUUUGGUAGUAGAGGAAGAAUCUGAUUCAGAUAAUUGGAAGCUCUUCUUCGAUGAAGCUGUUAACCAGCUUGGUUGUGGCCUUGGAGUCGUGUUGGUUUCCCCAAAGGGUGAUCAUUUUCCUAUUGCUAUAAAGCUUGAUUUUGCUUGUACCAACAACAUAGUUGAAUAUGAAGCUUCACUAAUUAUAUGUCAAACAAAUGGUGAUUGGCAAACCAAGGAUCCAAAACUUAUUCCUUAUCACCAAUACCUUGAAACUGUCAUCAAGAAAUUCAGAUUCAUCUCUUUAAACCAUAUGCCCCAUACCAAGAACCAAUUCGCAGAUACUUUGGCAACUUUAGCCUCCGUGAUCCAAAUCUCCCAUGAUGAUUUCUUGCAAAAUGGGGAAUACCCUCUACAUGCUUCUGAGGUGAACAAGAAGACAAUCAAAAAAUUGGCAGCUUCAUACUUCUUGAGCGGAAAUACAUUGUAUAAGCGCUCUGUUGAUAUAACCUUAUUAAGAUUUGUUGAUGAGACAGAAGCAAAACAAGUCAUGACUGAGGUCCAUGAAGGGAUAUGUGGGACACAUGCAAAUGGAAGAAUGCUUGGUAAAAAAAUUCUUCGAGCUAGAUAUGGGCAACCAGAGGCCAUCAUUAUUGAUAAUGCAAGCAUUUUGAACAAUGACAUGAUGACUAUGCUAUGCAAUCAAUUCAAGAUCAAGCAUUUGAACUCUUCUUUAUACCGACCAAAGAUGAAUGGUGUGGUGGAAGCUACCAACAAGAAUAUCAAGAAAAUUCUAGCUAAAAUGACAGUUACUUACAAAGAUUGGCAUGAAAUGUUGCCAUAUGGUCUCCAUGCUUAUAGAACCUCUAUUUGUACUUCAACCAGGGCAACCCCUUAUUCCUUGGUAUAUGGAAUGGAGGUAGUACUACCAAUUGAGCUAGAAAUUCCUUCCAUGAGAAUUUUAUCCGAUUCAGGAAUUGAGGAUGAAGACUUGAUUUAGAAAAGGAUAGAUCACCUCAACUUGCUUGAUGAGAAGAGAUUAGUAGCUCUUUGUCAUAGUCAAUGCUAUCAGCGAUGAAUGGCAGCAGCUUACAAUAAGAAAGUCAAACCUAGAGUGUUUCAUCAAGGAGAUCUCGUCUUAAGAAAGAUCAUGCCAAAUG